This is a messenger RNA of Uranotaenia lowii, 10660 nucleotides long. Its product is annotated as probable serine/threonine-protein kinase DDB_G0282963. Lineage: Eukaryota; Metazoa; Arthropoda; Insecta; Diptera; Culicidae. The coding region runs from base 1070 to 9634 and encodes 2854 amino acids. The transcript is spliced from 6 exons. Gene Ontology annotation, cellular component: extracellular region. Gene Ontology annotation, molecular function: chitin binding. The record is from RefSeq and is a predicted model, not a curated record.
UGUCAGCGUCGCGGUUGGGAAGGUUCUCGUGUGUCCUUCCUGGAGUGUAGCCUGGAAUAUCCUACACACAUAUUUGGGUCCUCGAAAGACUCUCUCGCACGUUCGCUCGCUAGAGAUCCCAGCGAUCCUGCUGGUCCCGUUUCAGAUCCCGUUUUCGGUUAGGUUAGGGUCUCGACACCCACGGAAGCAACUGCCAGUUGCUGGUGGAAUUUCUCGGCAGCAACAGGUGUCUCCCCAGAAAAAGGGACUUCAGGAAUCAGUGCUCCUGCGCCAUCAAUUGCCUUCUACUCUUAGGUGCUUUUCGUGACUUGUGUGUGAUAUACGGUUUAUUGUGGGUAACGAAGUUCCAGUGAAAAGUGAACGGUUGCGGAAAAACGAGCUGUCCCCCCGAAGAGGAGAAAUUGAGCAGCAAAGCAGAGGUCAGGAAAAUUAGUGGGCACCCUUUCUAGGGUCUCAUCGUACUUUCCCGGCUGCAGUGUCGCCGCCAGUUUUUGUCAAUUGGAAGAUUCCCACAAGGAUGAAGACAACUUUUCGCGCAGUGAAUUCUUUUUAACCGUUCCUGUUUGUGCCGGAUUAUUUUUGCCGACUGGAGAAUUCCACUGUCGUAAUUCAUAGUUGGAUUUGUCUCUAUGAAAGUGGAGGAAAGUGUGUUCAACUCGAUAACAAACGAGAAGUGACCUUGGAGAUAAGUGGAAAAAGUUUUUAUGAAUGGUUUUUCGAUUGCCGGGAUUUGAUUGACAGCAAGGAGGCUGUAAAGCAUACAGAUCACGCCAUCUAAGAUUAAGAUCUCCAGUGAAACCAUCCCCUAGAAUCCCAGGAAGAAUUACCGCUUCAUCCGGUUGACCGAACGGCAGAAGAACAUCAUCACAUCACCUCCCGGAGAACCAACCGAGCAAAAGCAAAAGUGGCGACGAGAAGUUGAAGGAUUUACUUUGGGCAAACUUGUCCAACUCUUUCUUGCUUCCGAAAAAGGGGAAACCAAUCGCAAGAAGGAAGGAUCAGGGCACCAGAAAAGCAGAAGCCGACCCAGACCAGGAGUCGACUCUCCGAGCGACGAAAGUGAAAAAUUAUGGCUAACCCACAGUCGCUGUGGGCACUGGCCAUGGUGCUGGUGGCAUUUACCGGCACCUGGAGCCUGCUUCCGGCCACUGUCAAAGCGGCCUCCCGAUACGACUGCCAGGAGGAAGGAUUCUUCGCGGACCCGGAUAGCUGCAGCACCUUCCAUCGGUGCGUACGCGAAGGAGACCAACUGACGGCCUACUCGUUCCAGUGCGGACCCGGAUCGGUAUACUCGGAAGCUCAGAACACCUGCGUCCAUCCGCGCGACUCGGACCGGGAAGAAUGCAGCGAAGGUAACAACGAAAUCGAUGACAGCGACGAUGGCUACAAUCAACAACCCUCGAUGAUGGGAGAAUCGUCAAACAUGCACCCAAUGAUGGAGACCGCAGGCAGCAGCAGCUCAACAUCGGCACCAUCCGAUGACAGCGAGAACAAUGUCAACUCGAAUGACAACGAUAACGGCGGAUAUCACUACGAGAAACCUCAACAGCCAGCCAGCUCUUCCGGUACCGAUGACAAUGAUGGAUCGCCAUGCACUCAGGAGGGCUUCACCGGUGAUCCCGUUGACUGUCAGGUAUUCUACCGCUGUGUUUCGAACGGUCAAAAUGGGUUCACUCGAUAUCCGUUCCGGUGUGGAGAUGGGACGGUCUGGGAUGACCGUAUAGGGGCUUGCAAUCACGACAGCGCUGUCGAACGAUGCAGCAGACGAGCGGAGAAUGAUUACGUUGUGAACACGGACAGCUUCGCUCAGUCCAAUGCCUCGUCGGAGCAUAACAUGACACAAUCCAGUGGGUCAAUGACGGCUAACGGUGUGACCACUAACACGACUUCGACGCAAAACAACAGUAACAGUAACAUGAGCAACUACAUGAAUAUGACGACUUCCAUCAAAGACGAUCAGGGAGGUUCAUCCUCAUCAUCUAGUUCGAGCAGCAGUAGUAGUUCAAGUUCAAGUAGCUCUAGCAGUAGUUCAAGUAGCUCUAGUUCUUCGAGUAGUGGUGGCUCUUGGAAUAACAACAACAACCAAAAUCAGGGAUCUAACAGCAAUUGGCAGCAAUCUAACAACAACAAUCAGUGGAACAACCAGAAUCAAGGUUCUAGCAAUAAUGGGCAGUGGAACAAUCAAAACAAUCAAAAUCAGGGUUCUAACAAUAAUGGGCAGUGGAACAAUCAAAAUCAGGGAUCGAAUAACAAUGGACAGUGGAACAAUCAAAAUCAGGGUUCUAACAAUAAUGGGCAGUGGAACAACCAAAAUCAAGGUUCAAACAGCAAUGGACAGUGGAAUAAUCAAAACAAUCAAAAUCAGGGAUCUAGCAAUAAUCAAAACAAUCAGUGGAGCAACCAAAAUCAAGGUUCUAGCAGCAAUCAGCAACAAUCCUCAAGUAGUAAUCAAUGGAACAACCAAAAUCAAGGCUCAAGCAAUAAUCAGCAGCAAUCUUCUAACAAUAAUCAAUGGAACAAUCAAAAUCAGGGCAGCAACAAUCAAAAUAGCGGAAAUAAUCAGUGGAAUAACAACAACAAUCAGAACAAUCAAAAUAACCAAUGGAAUAAUAAUAACAGCAACCAAAACAAUCAGUGGAACAAUAAUAGUCAAAACCAACAGAAUCCAAACAAUCAAUGGAACAACAAUAAUCAAAACCAAAAUAACCAAUGGAGCAACAACAAUAACAAUCAAAACAACCAGAACAACCAGUGGAACAACAAUAAUCAGAAUCAGAAUCAAAACAAUCAAUGGAGCAAUAAUAAUCAGAAUCAAAAUCAAAACAAUCAAUGGAGCAACAAUCAGAACAGUCAAAAUCAAAACAAUCAAUGGUCAAACAGUCAAAAUAGUCAAAACCAAAACAAUCAAUGGAAUAACAAUAAUCAGAAUCAGAAUCAAAACAACCAAUGGAGCAACAAUCAGAACAGCCAAAAUCAACAGAGCAGUAAUCAAAAUCAAAGCAACAAUAACAAUCAGAAUCAAAACAAUCAAUGGAACAACAACAGCAGCAAUCAAAAUCAAAACAACCAAUGGAAUAACAAUAAUCAAAAUCAAAACAAUCAAUGGAACAACAACAAUAACAAUCAAAAUCAAAACAACCAAUGGAGUAAUAAUAAUCAAAAUCAGAACAAUCAAAAUCAAAACAAUCAAUGGAACAACAAUAACAAUCAAAACAAUAACAACCAAUCCAACAACAGUCAAUCCAGUCAGAAUUCUCAAACGAGCAGCAGCUCCAGUUCUCAAUCAAUGUCUUCAAGCAGUCAAACUUCCCAGACCAAUUCUACCAGCAGUCAGAGUUCUCAAUCAAAUAACAACAAUCAAAACUCCCAGUCGAGUGGCAACAACCAACAGUCGAGCAAUAAUCAAAGUAACAACAACAAUCAAAAUUCGCAAUCCAAUAACAAUCAAAGUUCGCAAUCAAACAACAACCAGUCGAGCAGUAAUCAAAGUAGCAAUCAGAAUUCGCAAUCCAGUAACAAUCAAAAUUCCCAAUCGAACAACAAUCAGAGUUCUCAAACGAAUAACCAGGGCUCCCAAUCGAGUAGUAAUCAAAGUUCCAGUAACAAUCAGAGCUCGCAGUCAAGCAAUAACCAGAACUCUCAAUCGUCCGAUAGCAAUUCUCAAUCCAGCAGCAACAAUCAAUCGAACAACAGUAAUCAAACCUCUCAAUCAAAUAGUAACAACAAUCAGAACUCUCAAUCGAGUAACAACCAAUCUUCGCAAUCCAGUGGUAACAACCAGUCGAGUGCAAACAAUCAAACGAACACCACCGACAAUCAAAGCUCUCAAACCAAUAAUAACAACCAAAGCAGCAAUCAACAAUCAAGCAAUAACAAUCAAAGCUCCCAAUCUAGCAACAACAACCAGGGUUCACAGAAUAAUAAUCAAAGUUCUCAAUCAAGCAACAAUCAAAAUCAAUCCCAGUCAAAUAAUCAAAGCUCACAGUCCAAUAACAAUAGCAGUAACGAAAGCUCUCAGGGAUCGCAAUCCAAUAAUCAAAGCUCUCAAUCAAGCAACAAUCAAAGCUCCCAAACGAAUAACAAUCAAAGUUCACAAUCCAACAACCAAGGCUCACAAACGAACAACAAUACCAGUUCACAAUCCAACAAUCAAACCUUGGAAUCGGUCAACAACCAGUCAAAUAAUACCAGUUCUCAAUCUAGCAGUAAUCAGGGCUCUCAAUCAAACAUCAGCCAUUCCAACAAUCAAAGCUCGCAAUCGAACAAUAAUAACCAAAGUUCCAACUCGAAUAAUCAAUCUCAAAAUCAAACUUCUGAAUCGACUAACAACCAGACAAACAAUAACCAGACAUCUCAAUCGAACAACGAAUCUAACAAUAACAGCGGAAGCUCCCAGUCAACCAAUGAGAAUUCACAGUCCAAUAAUAAUACUAGCAGCAAUAAUAAUAGCCAAAGUUCACAAUCCAAUAGCAAUCAAAACUCUCAGACCAACAGUUCCACAACUGAUAAUCAAACUACUUCAAACAGCCAAUCGAUAUCUAACACCGAUCAAACUACCCAAUCUAACAAUGGUAAUCAAGGGUCUAGCACUACUGAAACCACAACAAAUAGCUCUGAAGCCGUCACUAUCGAAGCUUUACCUUCAGUCUCUUCUACCAGUAGUGUUCCUAAUAUAACAACGGAAGCCAUCGAAACUACAACUAAUACCGACCAACCAGCUACCUCAAACUCGACUCCUGUAAGCUCUACUACUGAUCAACAAUCUUCUCAAGAACCAAGUACUGACACACCGACUACAAAUGCACCGACUACCGACCAACCGACUACGACUAGUACAUCAAUGACUCAAGAACUAACGACUACCGCACCAGACAACACCGAUACGCCAUCAGCAACGGCCCAACCGACGGCACCCGUUGAACCUACAACACCUGCACCAAUUACCACUACUAACGCACCAGAAACUGAUGCACCUAGCACAACCACAACAGCACCCACAACUAAUGCACCAACGACCGAUGCACCAAAACCCGAUGCUAUGACAUCUGAUGCAUCGGAAGAAACUACUCUCGCACCAAUUACCAACACCAAUCAGCCAAUAAUUGGCACGACACCUCAGGCACCACAACAGUCUCAAGCAACGCAAUCCACGACUAUUGCGUCCCAAACAGACAACACUGACUCUUUCGAAACAACUACUACAACCACUACUCAGUCUCAAGUGUCUACUACUACUUCUUCACAGGAAAACAAGGAACCCGGGAGCCAACCGUCUAGCACUACUGCGGCUCCAAGUCCACUGGAGAGCAGCACCGCAGACAACACCAAUCCCGAUAACAAUGAAGUGCAAAGCUCCUCAGCCACUUCAGCUAUCCCCGCCUCCCAAACAACAUCAUCAACCACUAAUAAACCAACCUCUUCCUCCUCAAGCUCUUCUACCUCUAGCUCUAGCUCUCCUGCCUGUACCGGCGAUGGCUUUAUGGGUGAUCCAAAUGAUUGCCAAAAGUUCUAUCGUUGCGUAUCGAACGGUCAGGGAGGGUACACCAAGUAUGAGUUCAAAUGUAGCGAUAACACCGUAUGGGAUGACAGAAUCUCCAACUGCAACCACGCAUGGGCCGUCGAAGAUCCCAAGUGUCGUACCGAAACACCGCAAAGCACCGGAGAUGGUGGUUCACAGGGUCCGAAUGGUUCGGAUGGUGGCAACCAAGGAUCGAAUGGUCCCAAUGGCAGUGGUCAAGGACCCAAUGGUGGCAAUGGACCGAAUGGAAGUGGACAAGGUCCCGAUGGUUCCAGUGGGCCGAAUGGUGGAAGUCAAGGACCGGAUGGACCUAACGGUGAAGGCAAUGGUCCGAAUGGACCAGAUGGUGGAAACGGUCCGAACGGUUCCAAUGGUUCGAAUGGACCAAACGGCUCUAGCGGCCCAGAUGGUCCUGAUGGACCUAAUGGCCCCAAUGGUCCUAAUGGCCCAGACGGCCCUAACGGUCCUGAUGGUUCUAAUGGUCCCAAUGGUCCUAACGGUCCUGACGGUCCUAACGGCCCUGACGGUCCUAACGGCCCAGACGGUCCUAACGGCCCAGACGGUCCUAGUGGCCCCAAUGGUCCUAACGGUCCCGAUGGUUCUAACGGUCCCGAUGGUUCGAACGGUGAUGGAAAUAAUCCCAAUACUUCCAGUGAACCUGACAGCACAACUGCUCAAGGUUCGAAUUCAAACAGCAAUGAAACGACGGCUCCCCCAUGCCAACAGACCUCCAGUACUACCAGUGCUCCUCCUAUGCCAGCGGGAAGCAAUGGUGUGUGUGAACGGGAAGGUUUCAUGGAGCAUGAGUCCAACUGUCGCAAGUUCUAUCGAUGCGUGGACAACGGAAAUGGUGGUUACACUCGAUACGAGUUCAAUUGCGGUGCCGGUACUGUCUGGAGUAACGAUGUAAUGGCUUGCGAUCACCCAGAAAAUGUUAAAAAUUCAAAAUGUUCCCAAGGAAGUGGAAACCAGCAGCCAACUCAAGGCAGUGGAAAUCAACAGCCAGGUGGCAGUGAGCAACCUUCUCAAGGCGGUUCGGAAAGUGGACGACCUGAAGGAGGCAGUCCCUCUGGCCCUAACAACACUUAUCUUCCUCCUGAUACGAAUAGCACCACAGAAGCCAUGUCCACUAAUGCUGCCACUACAUCUUCCCCUGUAGAUAACUCAAGUGACCAAUCUACAACAUCAAACUCCGGCAACACUCAAGAAACCACAGAGAGUCCAAAAGAAGAAACAACAACAAACAAGGCCACUGAACCCACAACUGCUCAAAGUCAGCAGACUACAACGCAACCUCCAUCCAACCAAGAAACUACCACCGUUCAACCUAACCAAGAAACCACAACCUCUUCAAACAAUCAAGAAACAACCACGAACAAGCAAGGUCAAACUGAUGGUCCUGGGGAAGAAUCUACUACUCCUGCUGGUUCAGAACCAACCACAGAUGCCACUACCUUUUCCCCAGAAGGUUGUGAAUCGGAAGGAUUUAUGCCUCACCCAGAAGACUGCCGCAAAUUCUACCGUUGCGUAGAUAACGGCAAAGGAGGCUACAGCAAGCACGAAUUCACUUGUAGUGAAGGAACUGGUUGGGAUCAAAGUAUUCAAGCUUGCAAUCAUGAACACGAAAUUGAAAACUGUGGCGCUGAUCGACCUCCAGAGCCAUCCCCCGAGCCAGAUGCACAAUCCACACAGCCACCGCCAGAUUCCGAAAACCAAAUGACGACAACUGACCAAUCGGGUGAAACAACUACGAAACCGGGUGAAACUACAACGCAAUCGAACCAAGAAACGACGACCCAAUCGAAAGAAACCACCGGUGCGGAGACAACUUCUGCUCAGGAAACGACUGCCUCUGCGGAAACAACAACUAGUCCAACGCAAGAAACAACGCAACCACCAAGUGGUUCGGAAGAAACCACAACCGUUAGUUCUGCUCAAGAAACGACCACGGCAGCGAAUCCGAGCACAGAUUCCGAAACGACUGCUGCCGAAGAUAAACAAGAAACAACAACACAAAAAAGUUCGGAAGCUACAACCGAUAGUCAAGAAACCACAACAAACGGUUCAGAACAAGAGCAAACGACUAGCCAGCCUUCGAGCAGCAGCGGCGAGUGCACCUCGGAAGGUUUCAUGGGUGAUCCGAAUGAUUGCAAGAAAUUCUACCGUUGCGUAGACAAUGGAAAAGGUGGCUACACCAAGUACGAUUUCACUUGCGGCGACGGAACUGCUUGGGAUCAGGAAGCCCAAACCUGUAACCAUGAAAAUGUUGUCCAAAUGUGUGGAGGAGAAUCAGGUAACAACAAUGAAACAAAUUCUAGUAACAAUGAAUCAUCUACUAACUCAACAACCUCAAGCAUGUCCACUAACCAAACUUCUACCACAAACAUGAGCUCAACAACCUCUAGUACAACUUCAACUACCUCAACUGAAUCUCCUACUACCACUUCUUCUACUACCACCACUACCACAACUUCUACUACUACCACAACUCCCGCUCCAACCACCGAAAGCACGUCCACUUCAUCAACAACCCAACGCAUGUCAACUACCACUUCAACCAGCAUGUCGACCACUACAUCAACUACCAGCAUGUCUAGCACAUCUACCUCAAGCAUGUCAUCUUCGUCAUCCGAAUCGAGCAUGUCAUCCACAACGUCAUCGCCAACUCAAGUUAACUGCACCGAGGCAGGAUACUUCCCCAACCCUGAUGAUUGUACCAAAUUCUACCGGUGCGUCGACUGGGACGGAAAUGGCACGCGCUUUUCCGUCUACCACUUCGACUGUCCCGAAGGUACAAUUUGGGAUCCCGCUGUAAAUACUUGCAACCACGAAGACAGUGUCCAGCCACCACGCGACUGUUCUGGCAUGUCAUCAUCAGAAUCAUCUUCAUCAACGACGGAAGAAAUGUCGAAGACAACGACGAGCAUGCCAGAUUCCGAAUCUACUACCGAAUCUAAUGUUUCAGGCGAAUCCAGUGCAACUACAGGCGCUUCUACCGAUGAGCCUGACAUGGAAACCACAACGGCAGCUGUUCAAGAAACUACCACCCAAGCAUCUUCCAGUCAAGAAACGACCACAUCUGCUGCGUCCAGCAGUGAAGAAACGACAACAGCUGCUGCAUCCAGCAGUGAAGAAACGACUACUCAAGCUGCCCAAGAAACGACUACUCAAGCUGCCCAAGAAACAACGGCUGCACCUGCCUCCAGUGAGGAGUCGACGACUCAAGCCAAGGAAGAAACCACUCAAGAAACAACAACACAAGCCAACCAAGAACCAACGACAGAGCAACCCGACCAGGAGACAACAGCUCAACCAUCCGAGGGUAAUCAACAGACCACAACCCAAUCGUCUACCGAGGCAGCUCAAGAAACAACAGCUCAACCAACAGAGUCAUCUCAGGAAACGACCAAUCAGCAGGCUCAAGAAACGACAAUGUCUCAAACAACGACCGAAUCUUCAACCGAAGCACAAACUGAACCAGCCAGCACGGAUUCGACCACGGCCGCCAGUCAGCAAUCAACGACGUCGUCUCCACAGGAGUGUCCUGAAGGUUGCAAGGGUAGCUGCCCACAGACCGGUGAAGGCGAGGCCACUUUCGUUUGUCCAACUGGAUUCCGAAGACACCCUCAGGACUGUAACAUGUUCUAUCAAUGCACUCAGAAACCAGACAGCUACGACUACAGCAUAGUGGUGUUUAGCUGUCCCAAUGCGACCGUUUACAACGAGGAAGGAAUCCAAUGCGGAGAACCAGCAGAGGGAGACGAACAGUGCCAGUCGCCGAGCAUGCGAUUCUUGCGCAGCGCCAUGGGACCGAAAGUUCCGGUGAUGCAGGUGCGUUCUACGAAGCCGCUCUGCCCAGCAGAGGGGCACUUUGCUUUGGACGAUCAGAAAUGCAGCUCGACGUUCUUGCGGUGCCAACCAUCCGAGAGCCGUUCCGAUGGAGCUCUGCAACCGAACAUGUUCCGCUGUCCCAAGGGUUACGUUUAUUGGAGCGUGAGCCGCCGGUGUGAACGGGUGGCCAAAAUCCCCGAAUGCAGGAACGCUCGAAUGCAGGAACGUUCCGAGAUUCCAGUUGAAUGGAUCAAUCUUGGAAACCGACGUAGGAGCUUAUUCUAAAAGUUUAGGAGACGAGUGAAACAAGUACAUUGCGAAUAGUCAACGACCUUCGAAACGACCAUGAGACGAAAGUGACGCCUCUAGUUUUUUUUUAUUCUAGAUUAGACGUAGUUUUAGUUACAACAAACAGGUAGGAAAAGAUUGUCAUUACUAAAAAGAUAAAACAUGAUUCAACUGCCAACAACAGGACUGAUAUUUGUUUAAAGGCAUUCUGAAUAGUCGAGUCCCCUCGUUUAGUAGUAGAAUGAUCGGAUUCAGAGGGGAGAUGACUACUCAGAGCCUCAGAGCUACAAAGGAGACAAACUACAACGACAUCUGUCUAGUUCUAGUCAGGAAGAUGUCAUAUAUCAGAGCAGAAAAUGCCACUGCGCCAUAUUCAGAUGUAACUUAUCACAGACACAAUUUUCGGCAUAUCAAUCAUUUCAUUUUAUGAUUUUUUAACCCGAUUGUAAAUAUUUUCCGCCCUACCGGUAAAACAAAAAUUAGGAGCGAAAAUAGGAGAGAUAAAUCAAAAUGAAACGAAAUCAAAAACAGGACAAGAAUUUUACGUAAAUAAGGUCAUAUUUAUAUCUCCACGUGUGUAAGGAAUCAUUCACAUCCAGAACGUGAUGCGGUAGUUUUUCAUUUUCUUUUGUUUACGCCGUAUUAGAAGAAAACGAUUCAGUCAAACAGUCGCCACCGAAGGAUAAUAUUAACAAAAAAAAAACGGUCAGUAAACUGUUUAUUUUUCUGAAAAUGAGCCUUUCUUGCUCCGAAAAAUAUUUAAAUCACGAAACAGUAGAGAGAAUAGAAAAAAAACGUUGAGCGGAAGAGAGUUGAUAAAUUGUUUUCAGGAAAGAUGCCACCUCGACUCAAGUGAGCAGGAAACUCACGAGGUCGUGGUCAUGGUUUGAAAUGGCGACCGUUUAACUGCGGGAUGAACUGUGCGCGUUCUAUUUGCGAAUGAUUCGCGAUGAUUUAUGUUAGUAGAACUAGGCUUAAGGAUUCUAGACGUAAAUAAAUGUAAUUUAUUUGAGAUACUUGAAA